UUAUCAGUGGGAGAACAGGAGACAAUCAGAGACCAAAACUGGUGUCCAAAGUCUUCAGAUAAACACAACAGACUUCACGUGUUGUUAAAUGGCUUCAGCAUGGCAGAGAGUCGAAUCACUGCAUCAGUGGAUCCUGGACAAUGGAGAUAAGAGAACUGACCCAUGGCUGCUGGUUUACUCGCCCCUUCCUAUCUUGUGGAUCUUCCUCUGCUACCUGGGCAUCAUCUGGCUCGGACCCAGACUCAUGAGGAACCGGGAAGCCGUGGACCUCAAACUUGUGCUUAUAGUUUAUAACUUUGCUAUGGUUUGUCUGUCGGUCUACAUGUUCCACGAGUUUUUAGUGACGUCUUGGGUGUCGAACUACAGCUACUUGUGUCAGCCUGUGGACUACAGCACCAGUCCCCUGGCCAUGAGGAUGGCCAGAGUUUGCUGGUGGUUCUUCUUCUCCAAGGUCAUCGAGCUCAGUGACACCGUGUUUUUUAUCUUGCGUAAGAAAAACAGUCAGCUGACCUUCCUGCACGUCUACCAUCAUGGCACCAUGAUCUUCAACUGGUGGGCCGGAGUCAAGUACUUCGCCGGGGGACAAUCGUUCUUCAUCGGCCUCCUCAACACUUUUGUACACAUCAUCAUGUAUUUGUAUUACGGUCUGGCAGCUUUUGGUCCUCACAUGCAGAAAUAUCUGUGGUGGAAACGUUACCUCACUUCCCUGCAACUGCUGCAGUUUGUUCUUCUCACCACACACACCGGCUACAACCUGUUCACCGAGUGCGACUUCCCCGACUCCAUGAACGCCGUUGUGUUCGCCUACUGCAUCAGCCUCAUCCUGCUCUUCAGCAACUUCUACUACCAGAGCUACAUGACCAGGAGGACCAAGCGCUCCUGAUGAAGACUCUGGACCUGGCCCUGUUCCAGCCCUGUUCAUUUCCACAUAGACAUUAAGUUUCAAAUUAAUUGAUUAAUUAAAAUAUUUAAUUAAUAAUUGAUUAGUUAGGAUUUCAUUGAUUUUUAAUUGAAGGUGCUCCAGAUUUGUAUUUUAUUAUAAUU
This is a messenger RNA of Tachysurus vachellii, 1044 nucleotides long. RefSeq names its product ELOVL fatty acid elongase 8b (gene elovl8b). Gene Ontology annotation, biological process: sphingolipid biosynthetic process; very long-chain fatty acid biosynthetic process; fatty acid elongation, monounsaturated fatty acid. Lineage: Eukaryota; Metazoa; Chordata; Actinopteri; Siluriformes; Bagridae. The transcript has 8 exons. The record is from RefSeq and is a predicted model, not a curated record. The coding region runs from base 89 to 883 and encodes 264 amino acids. Gene Ontology annotation, molecular function: fatty acid elongase activity. Gene Ontology annotation, cellular component: endoplasmic reticulum membrane.